AUGAUGAUGUUGGAACUUCCAGAGCAUCUGUUAGAAGAAAUACUCUGUCGUGUUCCAGCUAUGUCUUUGAAACGGUUAGGAUCUACUUGCAAAGGAUGGAACCGUUUAUUCAAGGAUAGGAGAUUCACAAGAAUGCACUUGGAUAAAGGCCCAAAGCAGUUUCUGAUUCACAUGUCCAAGGGGCUUAGGGUACGCUCGAUGAGUGUCGAUCUCCAUAGACUUCCACAUGUAAAGGUCACAGCUGAAUUUAGCCUAACAAACCCUCAAUAUCCUCUAGAUGAAGAAUUCGAGAUACAUAAAGUCUCUCAUUGCGACGGCUUAUUGUUAUGCGUCUGCAUCACCAAGGAGGACAAUACUAGGCUCGUGGUAUGGAACCCGUGUACUGGUCAAACAAGGUGGAUUCAACGAGAAAAUUGUUAUGACUUAUACGACAACUAUUCUCUCGGAUCCUACCAAGAUAAAAGAUGCAACGAUAAUAGCUACAAUAUAUUGGCACACACGGGUUUUGGCUAUGACCACAAAUUCCAAAUUUAUGAAAUAAACUCCAAUUCAUGGAGGAUUAUUGAUGCCACUUUCGACUUCAAAUUAGAGUAUAUUGGUGAGGGCGUGUCUUUGAAGGGAAAGUCGACUUACUGGAUUGUUAGUGGUGAAAAAGAGAAACGGCUUGGCAUAUUCUUAAUAAGUUUUGAUUAUACAACAGAAAGAUUUGAACGUCUACGUCUUCCGAAUAAGUAUCCUUGUUCUGCAACUCUGAGUUUAUCCAUUGUUAGAGAGGAGAAACUUUCCAUGUUAUCACAACGCGCAAUUAAAUCAAAACCAGAGAUAUGGGUGACAAAUAAGAUUGGUGAGACCCAAGUGGUGUCGUGGACCAUGGUCUUAGCUGUGUAUUUGCAACCUGGACUUUGUAUUUGGGAUGGCGUAAGUUUCUGGGUCGACGAGAAGAAGAAAGUCGUCGUUUGUUGUGAUAACCUUAAAGACCAAGGCAAAACCACGAAACACAUUUUUGGAGAGGACAACAAAGUGAAACAAGUGGAUUUUGAAGUCGGAUCAUCUUUGUCAUGCAUGUUUUAUUAUGUUCCAAGUUUGACUCAAAUCUACCAAGGUAUCACAGGCAAAAGAAAAAGAGACGAAUGA
Messenger RNA from Arabidopsis lyrata subsp. lyrata, 1134 nucleotides. RefSeq names its product probable F-box protein At5g47300. The record is from RefSeq and is a predicted model, not a curated record. Lineage: Eukaryota; Viridiplantae; Streptophyta; Magnoliopsida; Brassicales; Brassicaceae. Gene Ontology annotation, molecular function: protein binding.